This is a messenger RNA of Oncorhynchus masou masou (cherry salmon), 2940 nucleotides long. RefSeq names its product ADP-ribosylation factor-like 5A (gene arl5a). The transcript is spliced from 6 exons. Bases 358 to 897 code for a protein of 179 amino acids. The record is from RefSeq and is a predicted model, not a curated record. Gene Ontology annotation, molecular function: GTPase activity; GTP binding. Gene Ontology annotation, biological process: vesicle-mediated transport; intracellular protein transport; protein localization to Golgi membrane. NCBI's taxonomy places the organism in Eukaryota, Metazoa, Chordata, Actinopteri, Salmoniformes, Salmonidae. Gene Ontology annotation, cellular component: cytoplasm; trans-Golgi network.
UCCAUCCUCACUGGACCGACUGUGGAGAGUGCAGUUUAGAGUAGGCGUGCGUCAGUGUUGACGACCGCACUCCAGCGGACCAAGCAAGCCAGCUAUCAUUGUAUUAUCUAGAAAUAAAGUGUAAACCGCGUUCUGUAAUUCUAUGUCGACCAUAAAGGCCUUCGUACAAAGAUGAAAACGUUGUCAAGAAGCGUUGACAUUACUGGUUUCUUUUUCACCGUCAAAUAUUGCCAAGUGUGGUACUGACAGCAGCAUUGCCUGGCUAGCGCAUUAGCAACAUCUUCAGGAAUUCGCUAUAGCCUAGCUAAAUUAAUUGGCCGUAGCUACUGGUAGUUGUCCAAAGGCUCCGCAACAGCCAUGGGAAUACUUUUCACCAAGCUAUGGAGGCUUUUCAAUCAUCAAGAGCACAAGGUUAUUAUUGUGGGCCUGGACAAUGCGGGGAAGACCACCAUACUUUACCAGUUUUCUAUGAAUGAGGUGGUCCACACGUCUCCUACAAUAGGCAGCAACGUGGAGGAGAUAGUGGUGAACAACACGCACUUCCUGAUGUGGGACAUCGGAGGACAGGAGUCCCUGAGAUCCUCCUGGAACACGUACUACACUAACACAGAGUUUGUGAUCGUAGUGGUGGACAGCACAGACAGAGAGAGAAUCUCUGUCACCAAAGAGGAGCUCUACAGAAUGCUUGCACAUGAAGACCUGAAGAAGGCGGGCCUGCUGAUUUUUGCUAACAAACAGGAUGUGAAAGGCUGUAUGUCUGUGGCUGAGAUCUCCCAGAGCCUGCAGCUCACCUCAGUCAAAGACCACCAGUGGCACAUCCAAGCCUGCUGCGCCCUCACUGGAGAGGGGUUGUGCCAGGGCCUGGAGUGGAUGAUGUCACGACUGCGGGUUAGAUGACCUUUGACGCUGAUCAACAACAACAGUGUGAUGUUCCUUUCUUCUCUCUACACCUUCAGUCCUGAGGGAUUGGGUGAUUUACAGGCGGCUCUUUUCCUCUCCAUGAGACUGACUUGACCCGGUUGGCCAGACUCCCUACCGGCCAGGAUGUUGUUUUUCUGCUGCGUGUUUAUUUAUUUCUACAGAACACUGAUCUGCUCUGACUGAGAACUGUGAACAACCAGAACUGUACCACUCUACCAUUUCAGGAUCCAUUCUGGGAAGAAAAACUAAACAAAAGACUCUGUGUAUUUAAUUUCUGAAUCUGCACGCUUGGUUUUCAUACUAUAAGAAAAAGGAAUGCUUGGGACAGCUCAGAUUUAACAGGAGUCGUCUUUAGUUGUGUGUGAGUGGGCUUGCCUGCCCAGAGUGGCCUUGUUGCAGUAUUGUCGGACGGCCUGAGGUGGUGGUAUUGCCCUGUGUGUACAGUCCAGUAUUUACAUUACAUCUGCAUCCCAAAUGGGAUAUAUAUAUCAGCAAAAAAAGAAACAUUCUCUCACUGUCAACUGCGUUUAUUUUCAGCAAACUUAACAUGUGUAAAUAUUUGUAUGAACAUAACAAGAUUCAACAACUGAGACAUAAACUGAACAAGUUCCACAGACAUGACUAACAGAAAUGGAAUAAUGUGUGUCUGAACAAAGGGGGGGGUCAAAAUCAAAAGUAACAGUCAGUAUCUGGUGUGGCCACCAGCUGCAUUAGAUACUGCAGUGCAUCUCCUCAUGAACUGCACCAGAUUUGUUAGUUCUUGCUGUGAGAUGUCACCCCACUCUUCCACCAAGGCACUUGCAAGUUCCCGGACAUUUCUGGGGGGAAUGGCCCUAGCCCUCACCCUCCGAUCCAACAGGUCCCAGACAUGCUCAAUGGGAUUGAGAUCUGGGCUCUUCACUGGCCAUGGCAGAACACUGACACUCCUGUCUUGCAGGAAAUCACAUACAGAACAAGUAGUAUGGCUGGUGGAAUUGUCAUGCUGGAGAGUCAUGUCAGGAUGAGCCUGCAGGAAGGGUACCACAUGCGGGAGGAGGAUGUCUUCCCUGUAACACACAGCGUUGAGAUUGCCUGCAAUGACGACAAGCUCAGUCCGAUGAUGCUGUGACACCACCCCAGACCAUGACGGAUCCUCCACCUCCAAAUCGAUCCCGCUCCAGAGUACAGGCCUCCGUGUAACGCUCAUUCCUUUGACGAUAAACGUGAAUCCGACCAUCACCCCAGGUGAGACAAAACCGCGACUCGUCAAUAAAGAGCACUUUUUGCUAGUCCUGUCUGGUCCAGCGACGGUGGGUUUGUGCCCAUAGGUGACGUUAUUGCCGUUGAUGUCUGGUGAGGUCCUGCCUUACAACAGGCCUACAAGCCUCAGUCCAGCCUCUCUCAGCCUAUUGCCGACAGUCUGAGCACUGAUGGAGGGAUUGUGUGUUCCUGGUGUAACUCGAGCAGUUGUUGUUGCCAUCCUGUACCUGCCCCGCAGGUGUGAUGUUCGGAUGUACCGAUCCUGUGCAGGUGUUGUUACACGUGGUCUGCCAUUGCGAAGUUGAUCAGCUGUCUGUCCUGUCUCCCUGUAGCGCUGUCUUACGCGUCUCACAGUAUGGACAUUGCAAUUUAUUUCCCUGGUCACAUCUGCAGUCCUCAUGACUCCUUGCAGCUUGCCUAAGGCACAUUCACGCAGAUGAGCAGGGAUCCUGGGCAUCUUUCUUUUGGUGUUUUUCAGAGUCAGUAAAAAGGCCUCUUUAAUGUCCUACGUUUUCAUAACUGUGACCUUAAUUGCGUACCAUCUGUAAGCUGUUAGUGUCUUAAUGACUGUUUCACAGGUGCAUGUUCAUUAAUUGUUUAUGGUUCAUUGAACAAGCAUGGGAAACAGUGUUUAAACCCUUUACAAUGAAGAUCUGUGAAGUUAUUUGGAUUUUACGAAUUAUCUUUGAAAGACAGGGUCCUAAAAAAGGGAUGUUUCUUUUUUUGCUGAGUUUGUGUGUGUGUGUAUAUAUACUGUGUAUAUAUAUAUAUAUAUGUAUA